Molecule: messenger RNA, 1597 nt
Organism: Rhizophagus irregularis DAOM 181602=DAOM 197198
Lineage: Eukaryota; Fungi; Glomeromycota; Glomeromycetes; Glomerales; Glomeraceae
Biological process (GO): protein phosphorylation; signal transduction
Cellular component (GO): cytoplasm
Molecular function (GO): ATP binding; protein kinase activity
Source: RefSeq, a predicted model, not a curated record
ACUGGCUUUAUAUUUAUUUCCUUUCCUUUUCUUCUUUAAUCUUUCAUAUUUUUUGCCUAUUUGCAAAUCACGUGAUCAAAUAUUUUAUUAGUGGAUGAUGAAAGUCCAUUUUGCAAGGGAAAGAAAGAAUUAAAGAAUAAAAAAAAAUGUUAGAGAAUUUAGAGAAUUUAGUUAAUCAAGAAGAUCAAGAAGAUCAAGAAAUUAAAUACACUCCAAGAGAAUCAAAGUACUGUCCGGAGUGUAAUGGACCUACUACGUCUUUCGGUUGGUGUGUAACGUGUGAAACUAAUUUUAUGAAGGGAAGAUUUCCUUAUUGGUCAUCAGGAAAUAAAGAUAUUGAUGAAUUAAUCCGUCAUACUCAAUUAAAUUCUUCACAAACGUGUGAUUAUUUGGAAUGGAUUCCAUUUGAGGCAUUUGAAAUGGUUAAAUAUAUUGGGAGUGGUGGAUCUAGCAGUGUCUAUUCAGCUCUUUGGAUGGAAGGUCCUAGAUUAGUUUGGGAUGAAGGAUUGCAAGAAUGGACUCGAACUGGUCCAAUCAAAGUUGCUUUGAAACGUCUUGAUAAUUCAAUAAAUAUUACAAGUUCUUACGUUGAUCAGAUUAAAGCGAAUCAUAAAUGUAUUCAAUCAGCUUCAUUGGCUGAAACAUUUGGAAUUACAAGAGAUCCUACGUCUAAUUAUAUGAUUGUUAUGAAGUAUUAUGAAAAUGGCAAUUUGUACCAAUAUCUUGAUCGUUCUAACGGGAUUCUUUCCUGGAAAGAUAUAAUCGACAUAUUAUGGGGAAUAGCUGAAGGUCUUGAAAAAAUUCAUUCUGAAGGAAAAGUCCAUAAAAACGUUCAUGGAGGAAAUUUACUUGUGGAUGAGAAAGUCGUUACAGAUACUCGUGUUAGUGAUGUUGGUCUUUAUGGACCAUGUUACUAUGAAACAAACCAAAUAUAUGGAGUUUUGCCAUACAUUGCACCAGAAGUUUUGCGUGGCGAAAAUUAUACUGCUGCUUCUGAUAUAUAUUCGUUUGGCAUUAUCAUGAGUACUUUUGCAACCGGAAAAAGACCUUGGUAUAAUAGAGCUCAUGAUAUUUAUUUAGCAAGAGAUAUUUGUAAUGGUGAAAGGCUUGAAAUUCCAGAGGAUACACCAAGCUUUUACGCAGAAUUAAUGCAACGAUGUUGGGAUAAUGAUCCAGCAAAACGUCCUAAUGCAUCUUAUUUAAAUGAAAAAAUGGGAGAAUGGAUCACUUUAAUUUGUGAUAAUCCCAAUCCAUCAGAAAUUUUCGACGAAUACAAUAUUUCUGAAGAUAAAAGAUGGAAAAUAAUUUCACAUUUACCUAAAAAUUAUGUUCAUCCAGAAAUACACCCUGAAGCAUUCUAUGUUAGUAGACCUUUGCGUUUUCUGAACUAUAUAACCUAACUCUUUGCGCAAAUGUACAUAUAGUUCUUGACCCUUUUAAUACAUCUGAUUUUCUCACAAUUUAUUGAAUUUACGUUAUAAUUGUUGAUGAUGAAUCGAGAAGAUGGGUUAAAGAAAUAUUGCAUUUGUCUUUCUUGCACUUUCGUUGUUUGAUUUUUUUUCUUUAGAUUAAAUUUUUAUUUUAUUAUUAUUAUUAU